This is a messenger RNA of Pistacia vera, 1995 nucleotides long. Its product is annotated as glutathione reductase, cytosolic. NCBI's taxonomy places the organism in Eukaryota, Viridiplantae, Streptophyta, Magnoliopsida, Sapindales, Anacardiaceae. Gene Ontology annotation, cellular component: cytosol; mitochondrion. The record is from RefSeq and is a predicted model, not a curated record. Gene Ontology annotation, molecular function: glutathione-disulfide reductase (NADPH) activity; flavin adenine dinucleotide binding; NADP binding. Gene Ontology annotation, biological process: cell redox homeostasis; cellular response to oxidative stress; glutathione metabolic process. Bases 224 to 1714 code for a protein of 496 amino acids. The transcript is spliced from 17 exons.
ACCUUUCCUUUCUAAAUCCAUGUUAAAUUGUAAUUAAUAGAAUAACAUUAUUAUAAAUAAUAACUGUCUCUCCAUUAUUCACUCUCGCUCGCGUUGCUCUUUCCCAAUUUAUUCCAUUUCCACCUCUUAAUUUCACAUUUUUUCUUUCAUUUUCUUAUUUUCUGUUUUCUAAAGCCCUCCGCUCCUCCUUUCUCUUUCUCUCACUUCUCUUAGUUACAUAGCCAUGGCGAGGAAGAUGCUUAAUGAUGGGGAGCUGAGCAAGGCCGAUGAAGGAGAUGCUCACUAUGACUUUGAUUUGUUUGUCAUUGGAGCUGGAAGUGGUGGCGUUCGCGCCUCUCGCUUUUCGGCUAAUUUUGGAGCUAAGGUUGGGAUUUGCGAGCUUCCUUUUCAUCCAAUCAGCACAGAAGUAGUUGGGGGAGUUGGUGGAACGUGUGUAAUUCGUGGUUGUGUUCCCAAAAAGAUUUUGGUUUACGGAGCUUCUUUUGGAGGGGAAAUUGAGGAUUCUAGGAAUUAUGGAUGGGAGGUGAACGAAAAAGUUGACUUCAACUGGAAAAAACUUUUGCAGAAGAAGACAGAUGAAAUAGUAAGAUUAAAUGGAAUUUACAAGCGAAUGUUGUCAAAUUCUGGUGUUAAAUUAUAUGAAGGAGAGGGAAAGAUAGUUGGUCCUAAUGAAGUUGAGGUUACACAACUAGAUGGUACUAAGUUGUGCUACACAGCAAAACACAUAUUGAUUGCAACUGGAAGUAGGGCUCAGCGUCCUCCAAUUUCUGGGCAGGAGCUGGCUAUAACCUCUGAUGAGGCAUUGAGCCUGGAAGAAUUACCCAAGCGCGCUGUGAUCCUUGGGGGAGGGUACAUUGCUGUUGAGUUUGCUUCCAUAUGGCGCGGUAUGGGUUCUACUGUGGAUCUAUUAUUCAGAAAAGAACUCCCGUUAAGAGGUUUUGAUGAUGAAAUGCGAGCAGUGGUUGCUAGAAAUCUGGAAGGUAGAGGAAUUAAUUUGCACCCAAGGACAACUAUAAAGGAGUUGAUUAAAACAGAGGACGGCAUAAAAGUUAUUACAGAUCAUGGUGAAGAAUUGAUGGCAGAUGUUGUACUCUUUGCCACUGGUAGGAUACCUAAUUCAAAAAGGUUGAAUUUGAAAGCUGUUGGCGUGGAAGUUGAUGAGACAGGAGCUGUGAAGGUAGACGAGUACUCACGCACUAACGUACCUAGUAUCUGGGCUGUUGGUGAUGUAACAAAUCGAAUGAAUCUUACCCCUGUGGCCUUGAUGGAAGGAACAUGCUUUGCAAAAACUGUUUUUGGUGGGGAAUCCUGCAAACCAGACUACACCAGCAUACCCUGUGCUGUAUUUAGCAUACCUCCUCUAUCUUUAGUUGGUCUCAGUGAGGAGCAGGCCAUAGAGCAAGCAAAGGGUGAUAUUUUGGUUUUCACAUCAAGCUUCAAUCCGUUGAGGAACACUGUCUCUGGACGGCAAGAGAAGACUGUAAUGAAGCUAGUUGUGGACGGUGAGACAGAUAAAGUUUUGGGAGCUUCUAUGUGUGGGCCAGAUGCAGCAGAGAUAAUGCAGGGUAUUGCUGUUGCACUGAAAUGUGGAGCAACUAAGGCACAGUUUGACAGCACGGUGGGUAUUCACCCAUCUUCUGCUGAGGAAUUUGUGACAAUGCGAUCUGUCACAAGGCGUGUCUCUGCAGGCAGCAAGCCAAAGACAAAUCUGUAAGAUGCAAACAUCAUCGAAGGUGGGACUGGCGGGUGGCAUGUUGGAGUUAAAGAAUUAUAGUACCUAGUUGGAAGAUACAUAUUGCUUGGAGACAGGUAUUUCAUUAUCACAGGAAAAAAAAAAAAGUUAAGUAAAUAAUCAGAUACAGCCAUGUCUGCUAAAAUUUGUUUUAAAUAAAAGCACCAUCCAUCUUUGAAUAUUUGAACAGUUUUGGUUGUGAUUGUGUGAGAACAGGAUGUAAUUUAUUUUUAGAUUAUUAUAUUAGUUAUUUUGUAGACCAA